CAUUGGUUUUAUUUUGGGUUCGGGGAUUUAAACCAUAGUCAGAAAUAGCAGAAUGAUCCAGUAGUUAUACCUUUCACUGAUUGUAAAGGAAGCAAUGUCUAAGUAGGGUAGACAAAUAAGUGCUUUGCUACGUUACCCAAAGAACCACAAAAAAAUAUCAGAAGUAGAAAUACGUUUGCAUGAUAUUUAACUUUCCAGCUCUUAACAGGUGCAGAAUUCUCAGGCCAGAGAAGCCUAAUCAGAGCUUUCUGGAGAAAACAGAAGGGCGAGGAUACUCAUUGAGUGAGGUACUGGAAGAUUUUUCAGAAGACUAGAGAAAAGGAAGUGCUGCAACGUUUAUCUAAGAUUUGUUUAUUUUGCUUGACUCUAACAACCCUUCUAUUUAAGGUCAGCGAUGGGCAGUUUGUUCCUAGUGCAGCAGGCAAUAGGUUGGUGUCGUGUUCGACUGCCUGUGAUUGUAACUAAGAGAUUCUGCACCAUGUCUUCUCAAAGACAUUGGAUGCCUCCUCCUGCAUCUCUACUACAGCCAUUAUCUGUUCCAAACAGAUUAUUACUAGGACCUGGGCCUUCCAAUUCUCCUCCACGGGUCUUGUCUGCAGGUAGCCGACAGCUCAUAGGACAUCUACACAAAGAGUUGAUUCAGAUAAUGGAUGAUAUUAAGGUGGGAAUCCAGUACAUAUUCCAGACCCAGAACCCUCUCACACUGGCUAUCAGUGGUACAGGCCACUGUGCAAUGGAAGCCGCCUUCCUGAAUUUAGUGGAACAGGGAGACAAAGUCUUAGUUGCUGUGAAUGGAAUUUGGGGAGAACGAGCAACUGACAUCGCAAGCAGACUUGGAGCUGAAGUACAUCAAUUGGUAAAGGCUCCUGGAGAAUAUUUUACUUUAGAAGAAAUAGAAAAGGGCUUGAUGCAGCAUUCUCCCUUUUUAUUUUUCAUCACACAUGGAGAAUCAUCUGCUGGAGUAGUUCAGCCACUGGAUGGCCUGGGAGACCUCUGUCACAGAUAUAAUUGCUUACUACUGGUAGAUGCUGUGGCAUCAUUAGGUGGCACUCCAAUACUUAUGGACCAGCAAGGUAUUGACAUUCUGUAUUCUGGCUCCCAGAAAGUUUUAAGUGCACCACCUGGUGCUUCUCCCAUUUCUUUCAGCAACAGAGCCAGGAAGAAGAUUCAUACUCGGAAGACAAAGCCAACUUCCUUUUACCUGGAUGUAGAAGAGUUAUCUUCAUACUGGGGCUGUGAUGGUAACCCAAGAAAAUAUCAUCAUACUGCACCUAUUAGCACAUUCUUCUGCUUGCGAGAAGCUUUGGCAAUUUUUGCAGAAAAGGGACUAGAGACCUCCUGGAAUCUUCAUAAAGAAAAUAGCCUCUAUCUCUGUGCAGGACUGCAGAAGUUAGGUCUCAAACUCUUUGUGAAAGAACCAGAUGCAAGACUUCCAACAGUCAAUACUAUCUUUGUGCCCGAGGGAUAUGACUGGAAAGAAAUAACUGAAUAUAUUAUGAAAAAUCAUGAGAUUGAGGUGUCUGGAGGCCUAGGUCCUUCAGCAGGCAUGGUUCUUCGCAUUGGACUAAUGGGCUACAACUCCACUAAACCCAAUGUUGACAGAGUCCUCCAUGCCAUGGGAGAGGCCCUCCAGCACUGUCUCAAAAACAAACUCUGAGUUCUUUCUACUUUCUCAUUCUUCAAGACAGCACAAAUAAUUAAUCAAAGUACUGGCGAGGCUUUCUGCACAAGUUUCUUAAUUGUAUAAUUCAAAAUUACAUAUGUAGUUAUAGCUUAUAUUUUACACAAGGAUAAAAUCGGUUUUCAUUUCAAUUAACUUUUACUGACUAAUGUAAUAAAAUUGCAAACUACUGUGGGA
This is a messenger RNA of Thamnophis elegans (Western terrestrial garter snake), 1858 nucleotides long. It is a transcript of the gene AGXT, whose product is annotated as alanine--glyoxylate and serine--pyruvate aminotransferase. Bases 395 to 1657 code for a protein of 420 amino acids. The record is from RefSeq and is a predicted model, not a curated record. Gene Ontology annotation, molecular function: L-alanine:glyoxylate transaminase activity; L-serine:pyruvate transaminase activity. Gene Ontology annotation, cellular component: peroxisome. The transcript has 11 exons. NCBI's taxonomy places the organism in Eukaryota, Metazoa, Chordata, Lepidosauria, Squamata, Natricidae.